Rhincodon typus (whale shark) is the source of this 3745-nucleotide messenger RNA. RefSeq names its product helicase-like transcription factor (gene hltf). Bases 147 to 3110 code for a protein of 987 amino acids. NCBI's taxonomy places the organism in Eukaryota, Metazoa, Chordata, Chondrichthyes, Orectolobiformes, Rhincodontidae. The transcript is spliced from 23 exons. Gene Ontology annotation, molecular function: ATP binding; zinc ion binding; nucleic acid binding. The record is from RefSeq and is a predicted model, not a curated record.
CGCAAGCCAGGGCGAAAGUGAAAGGAGCUGGGUUUCUGGAGUGGCCGGGCUUUAGGUUUGGCCUUUCUUUUUAAACGAAAGAUACCUUUUGCAAGUCACUGGCAGGAGGGAAGAUUUGAUUUUGGGCUGAAGAUUAUUUGCAGAGCAUGUUGUUCUGGCGGAAUUGGACUAAUUCUCGUUAUCUGGGUGGACGAACUGCAUCCCAGUUUUCUGAUGGCAGUUUUCUAUUUGCUCCGGAUCCUGAAGAGUCAUUAUCUCAGAUGAUAAAUCGCUCGUUAACAGAUGACACUGCGUCACCAGAUGAGGAUCUGGAUUCUGUUUUAUUUGGAAACCUACGUGGGAAUGUGGUUGGGAUGCGUUACUAUACAGGAGUGGUGAACAACAACGAAAUGGUUGCCCUUCAGCGAGAACCGAACAACCCAUACGACAGGAAUGCAGUCCAAGUAAACAAUGUGAAUGGGAUUCAGGUGGGACAUAUCAAACGGGAGUUGGCAGCCCCUCUGGCUUUUAUCCUGGAUAAUAGACUUGCCAGAGUUGAAGGGGUGGUUCCUUACGGUGCUAACAAUGUGUUCACCAUGCCAGUGCAACUUUCAUUCUGGGGCAGAGAAGAAAACCGUGACGCUGUUCUGGAAAGGUUAAAGAGACACGGGUUUAAACUGGCACCUCCCACAAAAGGUGGUGGAAUUGCUGAGGCGUGGUCUGGAAUGAGAUCUGCAAGACCUGGUCCCAGUUACAAAGCUCCUGUGCACACUGCUGUGCAGAUGACAGUGGAACAGCUCAAGAAUGAAUUUGACAAGUUAUUUGAAGAUCUGAAAGAACAUGACAAGACUCGGGAAAUGGAACCAGCUGAGGCUGUCUGUACGCCCUUGCUCCCUCAUCAGAAGCAGGCACUAUCGUGGAUGGUACUGAGAGAGAAUAAUGCGGAUCUGCCUCCCUUCUGGGAACAAAGGAACGACAUGUAUUAUAACCUGCUGACAAACUUUGCAGAGAAAGAGAGACCCGAAAAUGUUCGUGGAGGAAUCCUGGCUGAUGACAUGGGCUUGGGAAAAACACUGUCGACUAUUGCAGUAAUCCUUACAAAUUUUCACCAGGGACAGCCACUCCCCACUGAAAAGUUCACACGGGGACCAGUGGUAGAGGAGUUUCUGAACUCCUUUUUUUCUGCUUUUAUUUUUUAUAUACGCUUUAUCAACUGGAAUGCUGUUUUGUGCAGGAAGAAAACAGAGAAUGUUAAAUACACGUACAGCAGUGAUUCUGAAAAGGAUGAAGAAUGUAUCUCCACAAAAAAGAAAGUGAAAACGCAACAGAAAAGUGCAACGGCUAAGAGAACGGAAUGGAGACCCACGAGUAGCGGGAGAAAAGACAGCAAGUCGCAGUCUGGUUGUGGCCUAAUGGAGGAUAUUGAUUUUGCGGCUGCUCUUGGUGGCGGGUCAAGUUCCACUUUAAAAAAGAUCAAGAAAGGCUGUCCAAGCACACAGACUAGCACUAUUACAGCGGCUAAUAUAAAGGCGAGAUCGACCCUGAUUGUUUGUCCUCUCUCUGUGCUCAGUAACUGGAUUGACCAGUUUGAGCGACAUUUAUGCCCUGAUGUGAAAUUGAAUAUGUAUCUUUAUUAUGGCUCUGAGAGAAAUAAGUCUGCAUCAUUCCUUGCUGAACAGGAUAUUGUACUGACCACCUACAAUACAUUAACAGUUGAUUAUGGGAGUGGGAGUGCCAGCCCCCUGCAUAAAGUGAACUGGCUCCGUGUGGUAUUGGACGAGGGCCACACCAUACGCAAUCCAAACGCCCAGCAGACCAAAGCUGCACUCACAUUGACUGCUGAAAGGCGAUGGGUAUUAACAGGCACACCAAUUCAAAACUCCUUGAAGGAUCUUUGGUCCAUCCUUUCGUUUCUGAAGUUGAAACCAUUUACAGACAGACAGUGGUGGCAUCGGACUAUCCAACGGCCUGUAACCAUGGGGGACCAGCACGGUCUCAGACGGCUGCAAGCGUUAAUAAAAAACAUUACCUUGCGAAGAACCAAAACCAGCAAGGUAAAUGGCAAACCUGUAAUCGAGCUCCCUGAGCGCACCGUUUUUGUGCAACAUAUAACCCUAUCCGAUGAAGAAAAGCAAAUCUACGAGUCUGUGAAGAAUGAAGGCCGGGCCAUCAUUGGCAGAUAUUUCAGUGAAGGAUCCAUUUUCACACAUUAUGCAGAUGUCCUCGCCAUCCUGGUCUGGCUGAGGCAGUUGUGUUGUCAUCCUCGUCUGUUUGCAAAUUCUUCAGCUGUGAUGGGUUCCUCAGACAAUGCCACACCUGAUGAACUGCGGGAGAAACUGCUGAACAAGAUGAAACUGGUUUUGAGUUGUGGCUCUGAUGAAGAGUGUGCCAUCUGCCUGGAAUCACUGACCUUUCCUGUGAUUACCCACUGUGCCCACGUUUACUGCAGACCGUGUAUCUGCCAGGUCAUUCAGAGUGAGCAGCCCACUGCCAGGUGUCCCUUGUGCAGGGCAGAGAUCCGAGUCGAACAGCUGGUGGAAUGCCCCCCUGAAGAGACAGACGUCACGGCACCUGACAAAUCCCAGCAGGUCUGGGUCUCCAGUUCAAAGGUCGACGCCUUGAUGCAUUCUUUGAUUGAGCUUCGAAAGCAGGAUCCCACCGUCAAGAGUUUAGUAGUCUCUCAGUUCACAGCUUUUCUUACUCUUAUAGAAACUCCACUCCGACAAGAAGGCUUUGCAUUUACACGCUUGGAUGGCUCGAUGCCACAGAAGCGGCGGAUUAAUGCCAUCGAGUCCUUCCAGAGCAGUGAGCCAGGCUCCCCGACCAUCAUGCUGCUGUCGCUGAAAGCUGGUGGAGUUGGUUUGAAUUUAACAGCAGCUUCUCGUGUGUUCCUCAUGGACCCUGCCUGGAAUCCAGCUGCUGAGGACCAAUGCUUUGACAGAUGCCACAGGCUGGGUCAGACCAGGGAUGUCAUAAUCACCAAGUUUAUUGUGAAAAACUCCGUGGAGGAAAAUAUGAUCAAGAUUCAGAACAAGAAGCGAGAACUUGCAGCAGGGGCUUUUGGAACGAAAAGACAGCGCGAGAUAAAGCAAAGCCGGAUUGAAGAGAUCAAGAUUCUGAUCGACGUGUAACACUGGUUUUUGGCAUCGGUUCUGCUUUUAUUUUUGCUUUCUAACCCUCCCAGGCGUCUGAGCUUAUUGAAAUUUUGAAACUUUUGAAUACUGUAAUGGGACAGAAAAAUGGGAAGUAAUUUGUAAACCAAAUACAAAUUUAUAUGAGAUGGUAACUUUUAAUGCAAAAUGUUUGUUGAAUUCUGUGAAUCAAAAUGUAGAAAACAAAUUGUCUGUGUAAUAUAGCUUCAAAACUGCUGCAGUUGGGAAGUGCAUCCCUCAGUUGAGAUAUUGAGACAUAGCUCAAUGUGCCUGUUCCAGUUGUCAGGUAUUUAACAGCCCCAUGGUAAUACUCAGAUUCAGAGUGUUCUGCCAGUCUUCUGAUUAAUGUUUUACCCUCAACCUACACCAACUAAAUCAGAUUUGCUGGUAUCUCGUCUUAACAUUAUUUGUGGAUGUUUGUGUGAGAAUUUUGUGUUUGCCUGAGUAACCAUUUACUGUAUUCCAGCACUCACUGCGUGAAGGGGAUCGCGAUAUUUUACAGAUGUGGUGGAAUGCUUCGUAAAGGCAAGGUUUUUUUAAAAAAAAAAAAUUGUCCCUGCUUUGUUAUUCAGCUAAGGACUUUUACAAUCAUUAAACCUGAUGGUUCUUGUCCA